Aspergillus wentii DTO 134E9 is the source of this 3037-nucleotide messenger RNA. RefSeq lists its product as uncharacterized. NCBI's taxonomy places the organism in Eukaryota, Fungi, Ascomycota, Eurotiomycetes, Eurotiales, Aspergillaceae. The transcript has 4 exons. The record is from RefSeq and is a predicted model, not a curated record. The coding region runs from base 246 to 2936 and encodes 896 amino acids.
GUCUAAAAUAAUUGUAAAGCGUCAAUGCAAGAACAGUUCACGUAUAAGUCCUUUGGGCUUAGCGCUGAUGUUCGCAGACAAGGCUGGGCACAAUGGAUGAAAAACGAGGCGUCUUUAGGCAGAACAUUUCUACCUGAAGUUCGCUCAUUCUUUUUAUCUCAUAUGGACCAAAAAAAUUCAUCCGACUCUCCUACUCAUUGAAAUCAGUUCUACCAACCCAGUGACAGCAUACUCUAGCGAGAAGAAUGGGAGAAAGCUUGGAUAGCACCAAUCAGGGGGGAGCGCUGGAUAAGUUUUUCGACUGCAAGAUUUGCAAUGACAUUUGGCGCCGUUUUGAAGAUCCCAAAUCUACACAUGAGAUCAGUCUAGGACGUCAGGAUGCAGCUUCUUCUAAAUGUCCCAGACACACUCCUCUGGUGGAGCAAUUCAAAGAAUAUUGCGGCGAUGAACGCCAAUGCGAUGACAUGGGAAUUAGAGAGGGUUAUGGAGAAGGAAGCCUUUGCAUAAUCGAAUCAUUGUCUGAUUUUGGCAUCUAUUGGGACCUUUUACUUGUCAAGCAAGAUUCCGACCCUGGCCACGUCGGGACUGGUCGUAUUUUAGAUCCUGACUGGGCUGAUCUCGAUAUCGUCAAGCGGUGGAAGACCCAGUGUCUCUCGUCUCAUGGUGCGAAGUGCCACAACCCCAUGAAGAUCUGGCCGACACGACCUGCCUGGCUUAUCGAUGUUGAGGAUAAAUGUGUUAUUCCUGGGCAGGAUUGUGGUCCUUUUGUCGCGCUAAGCUACAGUCAUGGAGAACCUCCAGUGCUCAAGGUGGACGCUAACGACAUGGUCAAGCUUCAGGAGCCUCUUGGCCUGGAGAAUCCGGAAAUAUCAAAAUAUCUAUCCCCGGAAAUUCGACACGGCAUAUGCCUGACUUCUGCAAUUGGGGAACGUUAUCUCUGGGCAGAUGGCCUGUGUAUUGUCGACGGACAUAGUGCCACCACGGAAGCUCAGUCAGACAACAUCGGUGCGAUAUAUGCAAGUGCCAUUGUUACCCUUAUUGCUGCAGAUGGACACUCAAAGGAUGGAAUCCCAGGACUGAAAGAUGUCUCUCCUCCUCGGAAGCUAGAACAACGGGUCAUUCCAUUUGGGAACGAGAAAAUCAUCGUUCGAAACACGACCUUAUUCUCGAUCGGUGGAGGUACUCCAUACUACGAAGAUGGUCGGACAUACCAAGACUACAAAAUGUCUCCGAGAAAGAUCCUUUUUCAUAAUAAGGCGGUGCAUUGGGAGUGUCAGUGUAGCCAAUGGCAUGAGGAGUUGACCCCCGGAGAUGAGGUUUACAGCUACCUUGACCCGCGAUUGGCAGUUAUGUUGGCUGGCUUUCCGGACAUAGAGGCGCUUAGCCACACGAUAUCGAAUUACAACAGACAGGAGAUAAUCUACGACGAGGAUGCUCUCCCAGGCUUCCAAGGCAUCCUUUCCGUACUAAGUCGCUCUUUUACUGGUGGGUUUCUCCAUGGGCUCCCAGAGAUGCUAUUCGAUCGAGCUCUAGGUUGGAAACCGCACUGGAGUCACACAAACCUCCGACGAAGACGCCAGUCAAAAAAAUCCAGCAACAUUCAAUUGGCGUUGCCGUCUUGGUCGUGGGCUGGAUGGCAGGGGAUGGUACACACUAGUGCUGAAGCCGCUAAUAUAAACCACCGACAGGAUACGAUAUCAGAAACAAUUCCAAUAACCGAGUGGUAUACCAGCAAAUCCCCAAGUGACUCCCCACUACGGAGAAUCCGAUCCACAUGGUAUGAGAAUCGCGACUCCUACAAAGACUUCACGAAGCCUUUGCCGGCGGGUUGGACUCGGUACGAUGUGCCUGCAGACAGGAUGGCAGAGGAUCAACCGUGGCUUCAUCCAGAUGGUUGUGGUGACUAUUUCUUCAAAUACAGCGGCAUGCCCGAAGAAGAUUAUUGUCACUCGUGGUAUUUUCCUUUUCCAGUCCCAGACAUCCAAGACUGCACUCCACCAUUCUCACCCGAGCAAACGACAUAUCUUUUCUGCAAAACGAAAAAAGCUCACAUCUGGGCUAAACGAUCCGGGAAAUAUAACAUCUUAAACCUAUGCACCAGAGCAGGCGAUGAAAUUGGAAAGUUGCACCUGCACAAUGAAGAACAGCUAGCCCUCUUUCCCGAGAAUGUGGCAGAUGGCGAACCAGGGACGCAAGUUGAGCUGGUUGCCAUUUAUCGAUUGAAACUUUAUGCAAAGACUUUCAAUAUGGAGGAAGAGAAGUGCACGUUUCCUUUGAGAUCAUGGGAGAGAUAUGAAGUGCUCUGGGUGGAGUGGAAGGAGGGAGUGGCAUACCGUCUUGCGAUUGGGCAUGUGACAAUAACAGCACCCAUCGAAACCAAAUCUAGUCUCCCCCCAACCUUCACCGCACCACCCUCCUUAUCCUUCCCCUCAGCAGCAGCCCCAGAACCCCCAGUCGCACCAGCCGUACUCGACGCCUUAGAAGGCGCCACAUACUUUCCCCCAUACACAUCAAACAUCAAACAAGCCGUCGGCAAUGGAUAUUCCGUUUCAGCCAGCACAUACUGCGCCGCGGCCUUAGCACUAAACUCAACAACCUCCGCCUCGAAUUCCGCCAAAACGCCCAUAUUCGCCUGCACGGAGGGGACGAUGCUGGUUAGAUUACCGAAGACGUUGUCAAGUGCUGAGCUGAUGUCGGUUGAUGGGUCGGAUGCUGCCUCGCAGUUUUCAUUCACGUUGCUUAGUUGCGUGAUGUUUACGGAUAGUUUGGGGAGUUUGAGAAAGGCGCCGAUACCGCCUGUUGCGGAGCCUGCGAUUGUGCUUAUUCCGAGGAGGAUUUGGGGUGUGAAUGAGGCGGACAUUAUGAGGGAUAGGAUGGCUGAGGAAGACUGGAAUGGGAGGGCGUGGAAGGUUGUUUCGUUGCUGUGGAAUGUGUGAAAGCCUGAUAUAGAAGAGCUGGAGAGAUCGGUCAUGUUGACAGUGAUUUUCGAAUCAUCGGGUACAGAAAGGUUAAAGCCGUAUGUGAAUCCCAUUUCCCC